GGACGCGGGCGGGCGGCGCCGGCGGGAGCGCGCCCGUCGCAAGAUGGCGGCGGCCAUACCAGGCCUCGGGGCUGUGUGUGCGCAGCGGGCGGCGGCAGCGCGGCCCAGGCAGCAGGCGCGGCGGCUCUGCUAGCCCGGCCCUCGGCUCCUCUUUGCGGUCGCUACCUCCUCCUCUCCCGCCUCGGCCGGUAUGGAUCUGCCCGUGGGCCCGGGCGCGGCGGGGCCCAGCAACGUCCCGGCCUUCCUGACCAAGCUGUGGACCCUCGUGAGUGACCCGGACACGGACGCGCUCAUCUGCUGGAGCCCGAGCGGGAACAGCUUCCACGUGCUGGACCAGGGCCAGUUUGCCAAGGAGGUGCUGCCCAAGUACUUCAAGCACAGCAACAUGGCUAGCUUCGUGCGGCAGCUCAACAUGUAUGGCUUCCGGAAGGUGGUCCACAUUGAGCAGGGUGGCCUGGUCAAGCCGGAGAGGGAUGACACCGAGUUCCAGCACCCAUGCUUCCUGCGAGGCCAGGAGCAGCUCCUCGAGAACAUCAAGAGGAAAGUGACCAGCGUGUCCACCCUGCGGAGCGAGGACAUAAAGAUUCGCCAGGACAGCGUCACCAAGCUGCUGACCGAUGUGCAGCUGAUGAAGGGGAAGCAGGAGAGCAUGGACUCCAAGCUGCUGGCCAUGAAGCAUGAGAACGAGGCGCUGUGGCGAGAGGUGGCCAGCCUGCGGCAGAAGCACGCCCAGCAACAGAAAGUCGUCAACAAGCUCAUCCAGUUCCUCAUCUCGCUGGUGCAGUCAAACCGGAUCCUAGGGGUGAAGAGAAAGAUCCCCCUGAUGCUGAACGACGGCGGCCCUGCGCACCCCAUGCCCAAGUAUGGCCGGCAGUACUCGCUGGAGCACAUCCACGGCCCAGGCCCCUACCCGGCCCCCUCUCCAGCCUACAGCGGCUCCAGCCUCUACUCCCCAGACGCUGUCGCCAGCUCCGGACCCAUCAUCUCCGACAUCACCGAACUGGCCCCCAGCAGCCCUGUGGCCUCUGCCGGCAGGAGUGUAGAUGAGAGGUCCCUGUCCAGCAGCCCCCUGGUUCACGUCAAGGAGGAGCCCCCAAGCCCGCCACAGAGCCCCCGGGCAGAGGAUGCCAGCCCCGGCCGACCGUCCUCCAUGGUGGAGACGCCCCUGUCCCCAACCACCCUCAUUGACUCCAUCCUCCGGGAGAGUGAGCCCACGCCCGCUGUCUCCACCACACCCAUCGCGGACACCGGGGGCCGCCCCCCCUCACCCCUGCCCGCCUCGGCCCCCGAGAAGUGCCUCAGCGUUGCCUGCCUGGACAAGACCGAGCUCAGCGACCACCUGGACGCCAUGGACUCCAACCUGGACAACCUGCAGACCAUGCUGACAAGCCACGGCUUCAGCGUGGACACCAGCACCCUGCUGGACCUGUUCAGCCCCUCGGUGACGGUGCCGGACAUGAGCCUGCCCGACCUGGACAGCAGCCUGGCCAGUGUGCGUAGGUGGCGGGUGGGGUACCCCCCGGCCCCACCACACCCUGACCCAGUCCCACCCAUAGGGAAGCAGCUGGUGCACUACACCGCCCAGCCCCUGCUGCUGCUGGACCCAGGCUCCGUGGACGUGGGGAGCAGUGACCUGCCGGUGCUCUUCGAGCUGGGGGAGGGCUCCUACUUCUCCGAGGGAGACGACUACUCAGAUGACCCCACCAUCUCCCUGCUGACGGGCUCAGAGCCCUCCAAAGCCAAGGACCCCACUGUCUCCUAGAAGCCCCAGGAGGAGAGCCAGCCUUGGGCAGGGCUGCUGUCGGGGAGCCUGGUCCCCUGGCUGGCAGGGGUGGUGGGGGCAGGGGGCGGCGCUCAGCCCCCGGCCAGCACUGAGGGCCUAGCCCUGUGAGCUACGGCUCCCCUGGGCUUCACGGCCACACUCAGACUGACCAGGACGCAGGUGUUCAUAGAAUUGUAUUUUGGAUUUUUACAUGAGAGUCCCCCUUUCCCCUUCGAUAGAGAUACAGAUAUAUACGUGGACAGACAGACUGAUGAGCCAGGCAGAGAUUUAUAAACAACGAGCUCUGUG
This is a messenger RNA of Odocoileus virginianus texanus, 2071 nucleotides long. Lineage: Eukaryota; Metazoa; Chordata; Mammalia; Artiodactyla; Cervidae. The record is from RefSeq and is a predicted model, not a curated record.